Molecule: messenger RNA, 5485 nt
Organism: Eucalyptus grandis
Lineage: Eukaryota; Viridiplantae; Streptophyta; Magnoliopsida; Myrtales; Myrtaceae
Product: protein lava lamp
Exons: 9
Coding region: 224-5188 (1654 amino acids)
Source: RefSeq, a predicted model, not a curated record
CUCUCUCUCUCUCUCUCUCUCCCAUUCUCUCUCCUCCCAGCUGUUGCCUCUCCAGUUCCGUCUCUCUCUCUUUCUCUCUCUCUUCCCCCGAUCGCCAUUCCGAUUCCGUCGACGGAGCUGCAGCGAUCUCUGCGGGGGAUUGGCUUCGCCGCAUUGCCCUCCCGUCCGGCGAUUCGCACCGGCGCGCUCCAGCCUCCGAUCUAGAUCGCGCGCGUGAGGGAGAAUGACGGGCGACGUCGACGCGCCCCACGAGGCGUCCGUGGAGGUCGCGUCGGUGAAUGGCAAGAUCGACGAGAAGUGCGGGGCGGACGCGGGAGCGCAGCAGGAUCUGGUGAAGAGCGUCGGCGAUUGCAAUGGCGUGCCGCGCCGCCGUGAGGAGGAGGCGGCGGCGGUCGAUAAUGGAAUCGAGAAUGGCAAUGGGAACGGCGAGGACGAUGCGGAUGGCGCCUAUGUUUUCGUCAAAGGGAGCGAGGCUGUCGGUGAGGAUGUCGGCAAUGGCUUUGCUGGUACCGAUCUGAGGGAAGAGAGCGUGGAGGGUAAGGCGAGUGAUAUUGAUUUGGGGGGCUCGAAAGUUGGUGCUGAAAACGGUAAUUGUGAUGUCGAGCAGGCAGCUGUUAAUAGAGAGAAUGGAGAUAGGGAAGGUAAGUUGGUGAAUCGAGAAAAUGGGGACCGUCAUUUUGACGACCAUACUGUUGUGAACGAGGUUGAAUUAGUGGAACAGGAAGGCAACGAUGCCCAUAUUAAAGAAAACAAUGGGGAGACCGUGGUCGAGACCCAUCCAGGUCAUGGCAAAGUUGUCGACCUGAAUGAUGGUGAGUGUCGUGUUGAGGAUCAUCUUAUGGACAAUGGCUCUGGAAUGGAAGAUUCGCAGGGUGAAUUCAUCAAGAGCACACUGGCUGGCAGUACUUCAGCUCAAGAGCAAAAUUGUGAGGCAGAUACUGUGGAAUCUGCUCAAUUGAAACAGCACAAAGGGGAGUGUCACAUUGAAAAGCAACCUGCGGCGGAGUCCUCUUUAGAGGUAUCAGAUGAAUUCUUGGCCUCAUGUGAUGCGACAGUUGUGGCAUCCAGAGGCAACGCGACAUUUGAAGUCCCACAGGCUGAUGAAGUGGACUCUUCUGGACAAAUGGGCGGAGAUCAGAAGUCCUUAGAGGUGCAGCCCUCUCUAGAGAUUUCAGAAGAACUUUCAGGGUCUUGUGAUGUAAUUGUUGUGGCAUCUGAAUAUGAGAGAGCAUCUGAAGUUCCACAGGCUGACCAAGCGGACUCUUCUGGUCAAGUGGACGAAGAUCAGAAGUCUGAGUUAAAAAUGGAGGAUUCUCGUGAGGUUGAGGUCCUCAAGAUUGAUGACGGGGCUGGUAACGAGGAUGAAAAGGUUAUGGAGGAAAGAAAAUCAUGUCCAGACGUAGAAACAGAACAGAACCAUGAACCCAAGAGAACAUUUGAAGUCCCACAUGCUGACCAGACGGACUCUUCUGGUCAAGUGGAUGAAAAUCAGAAGUCGGAGUUGACAAUUGUGGAUUCUGGUGAGGGUGAGGUCAGCAAGAUUGAUGACGGGGCUGGUAAUGAGGAUGAAAAGGUUAUGGAGGAGAGAAAAUCACGUCCAGACAUAGAUACAGAACAGAUCCAUGAACCUGAGAGAACAUUUGAGGUCCUACAGGCCGACCAGGCAGACUCUUCUGGUCAAGUGGACGAAGAUCAGAAGUCUGAGUUGAAAAUUGAGGAUUCUGGUAAGGGUGAGGUCCUCGAGAUUGAUGACGGGGCUGGUGAGGAGGAUGAAAAGGUUAUGGAGGGCAGAAAAUCAUGUCCAGACAUAGAAACAGAACAGAACCUUGAACCUGAGAGAACAUUUGAAGUACCACAGGCUGACCAGGCAGACUCUUCCGGUCAAGUGGACGAAGAUCAGAAGUCGGAGUUGACAAUCGUGGAUUCUGGUGAGCGUGAGGUCAGCAAGAUUGAUGAUGGGACUGGUAAUGAGGAUGAAAAGGUUGUGGAGGAGAGAAAAUCAUGUCCAGACAUAGAUACGGAACAGAACCAUGAACCUGAGAGAACAUUUGAGGUCCUACAGGACAACCAGGCGGACUCUUCUGGUCAAGUGGACGAAGAUCAGAAGUCUGAGUUGAAAAUUGAGGAUUCUGGUAAGGGUGAGGUCCUCAAGAUUGAUGACGGGGCUGGUGAGGAGGAUGAAAAGGUUAUGGAGGACAGAAAAUCAUGUCCAGACAUAGAAACAGAACAGAACCUUGAACCUGAGAGAACAUUAGAAGUCCCACAGGCAGACCAUGCAGACUCUUCUGGUCAAGUGGACGAAGAUCAGAAGUCAGAGUUGACAAUCGUGGAUUCUGGUGAGCGUGAGGUCAGCAAGAUUGAUGACGGGGCUGGUAACAAGGAUGAAAAUGUUAUGGAGGAGAGAAAAUCAUGUCCAGAUGGAGAUACAGAGCAGAACCAUGAACCCGAGAGAACAUUUGAAGUCCCACAGGCUGACCAGGCGGACUCUUCUGGCCAAGUGGAUGAGGAUCAGAAGUCAGAGUUGACAAUUGUGGAUUCUGGUGAUGAUGAGGUUGGCAAGAUUGAUGACAGAGUUGGUAACAAGGAUGAAAAGGUUAUGGAGGAAAGCAUUUCUUGUCCAGACAUAGAUACAGAGCAGAAUCCUGAACCUCAAGUGAUUUUGACUAAGGACUUUGGUUCAGACAAGGAGAAAUCAUCGACAAAAAUGGGUGAUGAUUUUUCUUCAGAAGCAGCCCCAGAGGACAUUAGCAUGAAAUCUAGUAAGUUUGCUACAGCAGAAUUGAGGGCUGGCCCUUUUUCUGAUGAUACUGGAGAUGUUGAGCCAACUGCCACUGCACCUGAUCCUAUUGCUUCCGAGAAUGCCGAGCAUGAGGCUGUGAUGGACGCCCUUGAUGCCAUUCAAGAGAUAAAUGAAGAGGCUCAUGCCUCAGAGAACACUGAAAUCACCCCUUCCUCAGCCAGUUGUGUCAAUGUACCUGUUCACAUUGAACUUGAAGAAGUGAAUUCUGAAGAAAAGCAGACUGGCAUUCCUCAAUGUGUUAAUGCCGAUUUGGAAGUCAGAGAAGAAAAUGAUUCAACUGUAGUAGAUGUAACGUCAAGUUGUUCUGCUACUAAUUUAAGUGCAAUUACAGAAAUAUGUUUUGGCUCCAUCGGCCAGAAAGAAAUAUCUUCCAUUCCUUUGGACCACAUUAAUGCAGAGCCAAAAGUUUCAAAUUCUCAGUCUGCUGGAAGCCAUCAUACCCAUACUACAGAAUGCCUGUCAAAUGAUACAGCUGAAUAUGAAAGUUUUGCUCCUCAAAAUAGCAAAUCGGGACUAAAGAAUGAGCUGGAUGCUGUAUUGGAUGAGAAGAGAGAAGAUCAAUCCACCAUUGAGAAUGAUAAACCGGCAUUUUCACGACCAGAAGGUGUUGAUGUAGUUGCCCAGAAUGAUGCAGCACCCGCAGAGGUUUCAAGUAUCCCUGCUUCUGAAGAGCAGAAUGUUGGCAGUGAGGUGGAAAAGAAACUAUUUAAUGUUCUCGUAAAGAUUCCCCGAUACGAUGACGAAAAUUCCAAACAACAGAUCAACGAAGCUCAGUUGCAAGUGACCGAGAAGACACAAAGUCGUGAUGCUAUUCAAGCUGAAAUUCAGAUUAUAAAGGCUGCUUGCAAGGAGCACAAUGAGAAAGUUGACGUUGCCUUAUCUCAAGAGAAUGCUGCACGAGAGUUGUCCAAGUCUAAAAGGGACGAAAUAGAUUCUGUUCAAUCUGUUAUUAACAAGGUGAAGAAUGCAAUUACAGUGGGUGACUAUGAUGUGAGGAUACAGAAUAUGGAACAAAAGAUACAGCAUGAAACCCUGCCUUUAAAGGAAGAAAAGCAAUUGGUCCGUGAUAUUAAGCAACUAAAGUGUUCACGAGAGCAGCUUACUAAUAAUAUGGGAGGGCUUGAUGAACUUAAGCUGGCUUUGGAUCAAAGAGAGCAAACUGAGGAGCAACUGAAGUCUCUCAGGAAGGAAGCAGAUUCGCUCAGAGAAAACGUUUCAAAAGCUGAAGCAGUUACGAAAUCUGCUAAGAGAAAAUACUCCGAAGAGAGAGAGAGGCUUCGUGAAUUGCAGGGUCGGUUUAGAGAUGCAGAUAAAAUACGCCAAGAGGCAUAUAUUCAUCUAAAGAAUUUAAGGAAGCAAUCAUAUGAGAAGAACAAGUACUUCUGGAAAUACAAGGAUGAUGUGAAGAUGUCGAUUGAUCUGGCGUCAAAGGGCGAUAGGGAGGCACUCUCUCAGUUCUGUAUUGAUCAAGUGGAGACGUUCAUGGAAUUAUGGAACAGAAGUAAUGAUUUUAGGGAAGAGUAUCUUAGAUGCAAUGCCCCUAGAACGUUAAGGAGACUUGGCACAGCUGAUGGUCGUUCCCUUGGACCUGAUGAGGCGAUGCCUGCCAUUCCUCUAAAUCAAACAGCAGUUAAAGAUAAGUCCAUGCCUGCUCUUCCAAGUAUAGAGCGAGAAAAGGUAACCGUUGUUGUGGAAGCUAGACCGGCAGCUGACGAUAAGUUACCCGUGAAAGAGGUGGAGCAAAAGAAACAGAAAGCCAAGAAUAAAAGUUCUGCAAAACCUGUUACCCAGGUGGAGGACUUGGUAGCAAUUUCAAGCAGAGAUGUGGUCGACGUGGAAAUCGAAGAGCCCAAGCUAUCAAAGGAGGAAGAGGAAUUGGCGAAGAAGGCGGAAGAAUUGAGGAAGGCGGAAGAGGCUGCCAUUUUAAUGGAGCAACGGCGAUUGGAGGAAAAGGCCAAAGCUAAGGAGGCUCUGGAGAGGAAGAAACGAAUUGCUGAAAGAGCCCAAGCAAGAGCUGCUUUGAAGGCGCAGAAGGAAGCUGAGCAGAAGGAGAAGGAAAGGGAGAAGAAGGCAAAGAAAAAGGAAAGGAAGAAGGCUGGAGGCGCCAUUGCGAUGCCUUCAGAUGCUGGCAUUGAAGGAGAAACCGCUUCGUCCUCGGAAGUGACUGCCGAGGCUUUAGCAGAUUUUGAUGCUAAAGACAAGCCUGCAGCAACGGUGAAGAGACCUCAAAAACCGUUGCAUUUCGUAAAACAGACCAAAGUAAAGCCCAUCCCUCCCCCUCUUCGCAACCGAGGCAAGAGAAAGAUGCAGCCCUGGAUGUGGGCCGUCCUUUCUGUGGUGCUUGUCUUUGCCCUAUUUUUGGUGAGCAAUGGCUGGAAUCUCUUCUAAUCGGGGAUCGGUAGUUUGGUUUUACGAACGUGCAUCUGGACUUCGGCUUACAUGUGGUUUCAUCAGGUAUUUUAUAGGUAUGAUAUACACAGGUGAUUCUUUUAUAUAUUCAGGGAGGGUUUUGAGCUAAAUUCGUGUUCUUUUUUAUUAUAAAGAGGCUUUUUGGCCUUCACAUACGGCAAAUAGAUUGGUUGGUCUGUUUCUCUUGUUAGUAUUUAUUACUAUAAGCAGAUAUUAAAAGGAACAGAAAGUGUUUGCUUCUAUUUGUUAUGAUUCUGAGCUAAUAAUUCUGGUGCC